AUGAUUCCCCUCCGUAGACGUGGCCGGUUUUACGCCAUAGUCGCUGUGGUCAUGGUCUUUCUGGUGUAUCGCUUCACACAAGAUUCGUGGACACGGUCACCCCACUUUGAAACGGUAAAACAACCGAAUCAGCCUGCCUCUGAGCCAGUUCAGGGCUCAAAAGAAGCUUUCGAACCACCCGUCGUACCGCCACCAGUCCAGCUCCCCGAUUCCGAGAAGGAUGCCGACUCUGCCAACCAACCUAAACCGGUAGCACCACACGACGCCUCGGAAUCGCUAGAGAAGGUCGAUACUCCAGAAACAGACAAGUCAGCCGCCGAGAAACCUGUUCAAGCUGGGGACGAUACCAAGGGAGAGGCCGGAGAAAAGACGGAGGGCAAAACGGAGGAUACUAAACAGCCUGCAGAGCAAAGCCCACCGCAAAUUCCUCCUGUUCAAUUCAAGGACCCUCCCAAACAAGCAGAUAACCCUGAUGUUCCCCUGGUCAAUGUUGAUGGCUCAAAGAUUCAUUGGACAAAGCCCAAGGAACAUUUCCCUAUACCCCCUGAGUCUAUCCGACCGAUCCCGACUGGCACCGCUCCCAAUGUCUACAGGAUUCAAUUUGACUUCCAGGGUGAAGAUGUGCAGACAAGUACCACUCGCCUGGAACGAUUAGGCCGCGUCAAGUCUGAGAUUGCGCGGGCUUGGUCCGGUUACCGCAAAUAUGCUUUCAAGCAUGAUGAGCUCUCACCGGCUUCCAUGAAGUAUCGCGAUACGUUUUGUGGCUGGGGUGCGACUCUCGUUGACUCCCUUGAUACCCUGUGGAUUGCUGGCAUGAAAGACGAAUUUGAUGAAGCUGUCAAGGCUGUCGCGGAGAUCGAUUUCACAUACACCGAUUGUAAUGACAUUCCCGUGUUUGAGACUACGAUUCGCUAUCUGGGAGGUCUUAUCGGUGCUUACGAUGUGAGUGGAGGUUCCAACGGACAGUACAAGAUCCUGCUUGAUAAGGCUGUUGAGCUCGCCGAGAUCCUUAUGGGCGUUUUUGACACACCUAACCGCAUGCCAUUGCUGUACUAUCGAUGGCGUGAGCCCUACGCGUCGCAGCCUCAUCGUGCUGGUACUGUCGGCAUCGCUGAACUUGGUACCUUGUCUCUCGAGUUCACCCGACUUGCUCAAUUGACGGGCACCGCCAAAUAUUACGAUGCUAUUGAUCGCAUCACUGAUGCUUUGAUUGAUAUGCAAGCCGCUGGCACAGACAUUCCUGGUCUCUUCCCCCAACGAAUUAAUGCCUCUGGAUGUAACAGAACCGCCGACACACAGACAGGAAGCCUCAGUCAAGAGGCUCGAGAGCAGGUCAAUAAUGCCGAUUUGACUAAAGAACCCCAGGGGUUUGACCCUGCAAAGCAGGGUGAAACUGCAGCUUCUCCUCCCCAGCUUAAAGAUGAUGGCCGCUGGCAUGAUAAGCUUCGUCGUCGUGAUGCACCCUCGCCAGAUCAGUCACCGCCUCAAUCUCAGCAGGUACCGCCUUUGGCUGCGGAUGGGUCCACAGCCGAUUGGGAUUGUAAGCCUCAAGGUUUGGUUUCCGGCAGCCCCAACGUAGGUCAGUAUCAUAUGGGCGGCGCUCAAGAUUCAGCCUAUGAGUACUUCCCCAAGCAAUAUUUACUCUUGAAUGGCCUCGAACCCAAGUACCGUGCCUUGUAUGAGAACACUAUCGAUGCCAUUAAUGAAUGGCUACUUUACAGACCAAUGAUCAAGGACGAGGGUUGGGAUGUAUUCUUCACCGGCAAACUGACCACAUCAAGCAGGGGAGACUCUGAAUGGUCAAGAAGCUAUGAAUUAGCACAUCUAACAUGUUUCAUUGGAGGCAUGUAUGGAUUGGGUGGCAAAAUCUUUGGCCGUGAUGGGGACAUUGAUAAGGCUAAGAAGCUCACUGAUGGUUGCGUAUGGGCAUAUCAGUCGACCGCGACUGGUCUCAUGCCAGAGUUUGCUCAUCUGGUAGCAUGCCCUGCCCUAGAAAAGUGCCCCUUCAGCGAGGAGAGCUGGUACGAAGACCUUGACCCUAACAGCGAAUGGCGCGAUAAUGAAUUCCGCAAGUGGUCUGAAGGCGAGGCACUGAGGAAAGUUGCUGAAAGUGACGCUGGAAACAACCCGCCGGCUCAAGCAGACAAGCCGGUCGACUCGAACAGUGGCUCAAAGCCUGCAUCUGAACCAGCUGGGGCUCUCGCUGCCUCUGAAGAAGCCCCGAAAGUGAUUAAACGGGAUGGUAUGGAGAUGCCUAAAUUGGACAAGAGUAUGGAAGAGGACCGUUCAGAAUUUGGCUCGACUCUCCCCGAUUCCCUCAAACAGAAAAUUGGCCUGAACAAGCCUGCAGCAGAAAAGGCCGAUACAAGCAAGACUGAUGCUGAUCAACCCAACUCUGCCCAAGCAGAGUCAGAGAACAAACCCGCUGCCGUUGAAGACACGGCAAAGAAGGCAUCUGAAACCAAGCCUGCCAUUCCAGACAGCUUCGAUGCUAGGAAGCACGGGGCACAAGUCAUUGCUCCUCUAGAUGAUAUACCCCUAGAGAGACCGCAGACACAUGAAGAAUACGUCAAGUCUAGGAUUGAGAAGGAACGACUACCUCCGGGUUAUACUGAUAUCCAGAACCGAAACUACAUGCUUCGACCUGAGGCUGUUGAGUCCGUCUGGUACAUGUAUCGUAUCACUGGCGAUACUACCUGGAUGGACAAAGGCUGGAAGAUGUUCCAGGCUACAAUCGCCGCGACUCGUACUGAAUUUGCGAACAGUGCUAUCGAAGAUGUUACGGAUAAGACGCAGAACGGCCUCAAGGACGAAAUGGAGAGUUUCUGGAUCUCCGAGACUCUCAAGUACUAUUACUUGCUCUUUUCAGAGCCCAAUGUCAUCAGCCUCGACGAGUGGGUCUUGAACACUGAAGCGCAUCCUUUCAAGAGGUCUAUAUGA
Messenger RNA from Fusarium coffeatum, 2940 nucleotides. RefSeq lists its product as uncharacterized. NCBI's taxonomy places the organism in Eukaryota, Fungi, Ascomycota, Sordariomycetes, Hypocreales, Nectriaceae. The coding region runs from base 1 to 2940 and encodes 979 amino acids. The transcript has 3 exons. Gene Ontology annotation, molecular function: mannosyl-oligosaccharide 1,2-alpha-mannosidase activity; calcium ion binding. Gene Ontology annotation, biological process: N-glycan processing; carbohydrate metabolic process. The record is from RefSeq and is a predicted model, not a curated record. Gene Ontology annotation, cellular component: endoplasmic reticulum; Golgi membrane.